GGUGUCAAUAUAGGAGAUGAGUACGCCCUAUAUCCAUUAAUCAAAUCCAAAGUCUCAUCCGCACAAUCACCGGAGACUUCGCGCAGGGCACGAGUGACUAGAGUCUGGGAAUUAACAUCUGAUCUAUUAGAGAUCAAUGCGGCGACCAUCCUUUCAACGUUAAGCGAUCAGACAGACUACAGCGCAAAAGCUAAAUCAACAGUCAAAACAGGAUGGAAGGCUGUACCGCUUACCACCAUUUCCAUGAGUAAGAUUGUGGUAUUCAUAGCGCCCCAGCUUCGGAGGCUUACUUCGUGGGUAAGUAUUGUGCAUGAACAAACAUUCCGCUACCUUGCGUUCGAUACAGAUCAGCAGAAGUGCAUACUCUUUGUAUCACGGAAUGCGAAGGACGAGUAUGAGAUCCAAGACAGUCAGUCUGUGCAGAUGUCGGGCUUUCCCGUCGUAUCUGCCACAUCGGAUGGAGCUGAGAACCGUAUUGUUUCUACUUUAGCUCACAUAGCGGCUUACAAAUUUUUUGAGAAGAUCGAAAAUCGUUGUCCGGACCCUGUCUUCGAGAACUUAUUCAGACUGAAGUUUUGCGAUAGCAACGGGUCGGAUCUCACACAAGCGUCACGAAUCGACAUUCGUCAUGAGGGGAUCCUGAGCCUGGUGCUAGAGAAUUUUGAUCAGGUCCCACGAUACCAAAAGCUUUUGGAAAGAAGGGCUGGCUUGGAAGGCAGCAACACCUUCGAUACAUGCCCGGAUAGCUUACCAACUUGCCGAACGUACCCGGGGCGAAUGGAGCGAAGCCUUCUCCUACUAUGAGAAGGCAGUAAAGCUAAUUCCUCUUGUCACCGACUGGACACUAGCGAACAGCGAUAAGCUGGACUCAUUCGAGCAUUUCCAUG
Molecule: messenger RNA, 887 nt
Organism: Boeremia exigua
Lineage: Eukaryota; Fungi; Ascomycota; Dothideomycetes; Pleosporales; Didymellaceae
Exons: 1
Coding region: 244-804 (186 amino acids)
Source: RefSeq, a predicted model, not a curated record